Messenger RNA from Aedes albopictus (Asian tiger mosquito), 666 nucleotides. RefSeq lists its product as uncharacterized. The transcript has a single exon. Lineage: Eukaryota; Metazoa; Arthropoda; Insecta; Diptera; Culicidae. The coding region runs from base 1 to 666 and encodes 221 amino acids. The record is from RefSeq and is a predicted model, not a curated record.
AUGGCACCUCGAAAGCCUGCAUCGCUGAAGAACCUGGUGGUCAAGCUGCAAGAGAUCCAGGCCGAUUUGGACGACAUUUUGGAAUUCACCCAAGGUUACGAAGAAGCUACUACCGCUACCGAUGUCAACAUGCGCUUGAUCAGAUUGGACGAACUUUGGGAGAAGUACGGCGAGACGUUGGUGGAAAUCAAGUGCCAUGAAGAUUACACCGCUGAAGAUGAGACCUACAACGAUCAGCGUCUGCUUUACAGCAGCCGUUACUACCGAUCGAAGUCAUCCCUCACGGACAAGGCAACGGAACUGCAAGAUACACUAGAGCUGAACCAGUCAACGCGUGCCAACGAUUCAACCCUGCAUGGCGCGCUGGACCAUGUGCGCCUGCCGCAGAUUAAGCUGCAGACUUUCAACGGCGACAUCGACGAGUGGAUUAGUUUCCGGGAUUUAUUCACGUCUCUGAUCCACUGGAGAACCGAUCUUCCAGAAGUAGAAAAACUUCAUUAUUUAAAGGGGUGUCUUCAAGGGGAACCAAAGGCGUUGAUUGAUCCUUUGAAAAUUACGCAGGCCAAUUAUCAAAUCGCGUGGGACACUCUUUUAAAACGCUAUAACAAUAGCAAACAGCUCAAGAAAAAACAGGUUCAAUCGUUGUUUAGUCUGCCUUCGCUUUAA